CUUUUGGACGAUAACCGAGAGUUAUACGUACCAGAAUUAAAUAAAACAAUCAAAGCACAUCGUAAUUUCCGAUUAUUUGCGACGCAAAAUCCAUUUGCUAACUACGCAGGUCGAAAACGUCUGUCACGGGCGCUUUUGAAUCGUUUUGUUAUCCUUAAAUUCAGUCGUCUACCUACAGAUGAACUAUAUUCUAUGGUGCAUUUAAAAUGCCAAAUUUCUGAAUCGGCUGCAAGAUUAAUAAUAUCGGUUUUGAAAGAUUUACGUGCCAGACGUAGCUACACAGGUAUGUUUUCGAUGCACGACGGUUUUAUGACACUCCGUGAUGUAUUUAAGUGGGCAAAUCGCUUUGCCAGAUCGGAUCAGAUAGAUUGGAGGCAAUGUUUGGCUGAUCACGGAUUUAUGGUGUUAUGUGCUAGAUGUCGAACAACAGCUGAUGAAAAUUUGAUAAAGCACACCAUAGAGCAUUAUACUAGUCGAAAAAUUAUACCUAAUCAAUUGUUUGCGAUCAAUUCGCGCUAUAUGCCUUGCAUAACAGAAUUUUUCGAAAAAAACGUGGUGCCUACUUUUAACAUGCGUCGUAUGAUUGUCUUAUGUUCACAAGCUUGGAUUCAUAAUGAACCUGUUCUGUUGGUUGGCGAAACUGGUUGUGGCAAAACAACAGUGGCUCAGCUACUAGCGAAGUUUAUUCAUAUUCAUAUUAAAGAAUUAUAUAUUCAGGACAGUUUGUUGUCCUUGAAUUGUCAAGAAAGAACAGAUACUUGUGACUUACUUGGUUCAAUUCGACCAGGGGAGAAUGGAACUUUCAAAUGGUUUGAUGGUGUUGUAGUAACCGCAAUGCGAUCUGGGCGUCCAGUACUUUUGGAUGAAAUCUCUUUAGCCUCUGAUUCGGUUAUUUAUAAGACUUUUAAUUUUGUUGUCUUAAUAAAUCUUAUAGUACUAGAGCGUCUUAAUCCGUUACUUGAACCUUCGCGAUCACUUUUUUUAACAGAAUCGGGCACAGAAGUCGAGAAGAUUGUUGCAGAGCCUGGUUUUCAAAUUAUUUCAACAAUGAAUCCGGGAGGUGAUUAUGGUAAAAAAGAAUUGUCCAAAGCUUUGCGAAAUCGUUUCACAGAGAUCUGGUGUCCAGCUGUCUUCACCGCUGAAGACGUGAAAUCUAUUAUUUGCCAUCGUCUCAGUAGGUCAUCACUGUUUAAUGAUGAUGAUGGCUUUAAAUUUAAACUUUCAUCAUGUAUGGCUCGGUUUUUGGCUUGGUAUUUUGAUCAUAUUUCGAAGAUUGCUCGUUGUGGUAUUUCUCUCCGUGAUGUAGUUGCUUUCGUUGAGAUUUUUAUUUCUUCCAUGAAAAGAGACGUUAGAUCAAUCUAUUGGUCAGUUUAUGAAGCAUUUGUGGCAAUUGAUGAUGGAAUAUCAUUGAAUAUUAGUGAUCAUCAUCAUUCCUUUGAAAAACAUCGAUUUGAGUGUCAAGAAAAAUUGAAGUUUAUUUUGAUGGACAAUUUGUAUAAAGAAAUCACAGAAGAAAUCGAAAGUCCAAUUUUCAAUUCCUUGAUUAAAACUGAUGAUCGAGGGCUAAUUAUUGGUGGUUAUUUGAUCGAAUUUGGCGCAAAAAAACCAGUACAUCUUAAGAAUUUCGUCUUUAAUACUGAUUGGUUUGAAAAAAUGUCUUUGAACAUAGCUCGUGCUUUGUCUAUUGAUAAACCGAUUCUCAUACAAGGUGAACCAGGUUGUGGGAAAUCUAGUAUAGUGGUCGCAUUAGCUGCUGCAACAGGUCAUCAUUUGACCAGGCUUAAUUUAUCCGAACAAACAGAAUUGAGUGAUUUAUUCGGAACGGACGUACCAACUGUACUGCAGGAUGGACGGACAUCAUUCGAAUGGAAAGAUGGACCAUUAUUAACAGCUAUAAAUAAUGGGCAUUGGAUUUUACUCGAUGAGAUGAAUUUGGCAUCACAAAGCAUAUUGGAAGGCCUUAACGCCUGUUUUGACCAUCGGCAUCAGUUAUUUAUUCCUGAACUGAAUCGAAUGUUUGAGAUUGGUUCUAGUUCGCAUAACUCGAAAUUUUUCGCUUGCCAAAAUCCGCAUAAUUUAGGGGGAAACCGUAGAGCUCUUCCGAAAUCAUUUUUAAAUAGAUUCUCUGUGGUUAGUGUAUCCUUUCAAAUUAAUGAUUAUCAUGAUUAUCUGUCGAUUUCUUCACAAAUAUACGGUAUUCAAAGUGAUAUGAAUCAAAUUUUAAAUAAAGUUAAUCGAUCAGUGAAAAGUAAAAUGCUAAAAGAUAAAACCUUUGCAAAAAUUGGUGGACCAUAUGAAUUCAAUAUCCGCGAUGUACUUAGAUGGUCAUCUUUUAUUUCCGAAUUUGGCAUUUCAAAUUAUCCAUAUGAAUUGCUUUAUGUGCAGCGUUUUCGCACAGAAGAAGAUCGUGAAGUGAUGCGUGAGAUAUAUAAAAAGGAAUCUGGUGAAUCAUGCAAGACUUUGUCAUUGUCAGUAUCGGUGUCUGAUAAAUUUGUACGAAUUGGGAGAAUAGAACUUAUUCGUUCAUUUAAAAGGAUAUUUGAAGAUAAUUUAAAAUUAUUGCCUUCACAAGCUUCAAUUUUGGAACAUCUUGCUACUUGUGUGCGUAUGAACUGGAUUUCUUUGAUUGUUGGUGAAUCCAAAAUUGGAAAAUCUUCUGUGGUUAAGAAUCUAGCUGCGUUAACUGGAAAUGAGUUGAAGAUAAUGAGACUUACAUCAGAAACUGAUGCUUCGGAACUAAUCGGGUCGUUUGAACAGGUGAACUAUUUAUAA
Molecule: messenger RNA, 2772 nt
Organism: Dracunculus medinensis (Guinea worm)
Lineage: Eukaryota; Metazoa; Nematoda; Chromadorea; Rhabditida; Dracunculidae
Source: the annotation of a GenBank genome assembly